UGACAUGUGGUCCCACCCAGAUUACACCCCUCCUGGACUGACUCCCUGAAAGUUGAUCGGCGUGCUUUGGGACACAGCAAGAGAUUAGUUAUUUCUACACUUCUGGAGGCAGGGCAGCCUGGAAAGCAUUGUGGAAAAUAUCACAGAAUGGGCUUCUGAAAGAAAGAAAGAAAGAAAGAAAGAAAGAGCAGCCAGUUUCAUCAUUAAGCAAGCAUCAGGUGACUCAUACCACCUACCUGGGUCUUCCACAGCCUCUGCUGCUCCUGAACCUUUUAAUGUCAGAAUGACCAAGAGAAGAACACCGAAUCUGACAGAAGGAGACAAAAGAGGCAAAGGUGGCAAUGGAGAAACCUGUGAAAAUACGCUGAAGGGAUGAAGUACAGUGUGGAAGAUGGUGAUUCACAUCUCUGCAGUGAUCCUUCAGUAAAAGGGAGAGAAGCUCAACACCCCCCUUCCAUAAUGACCCUCAAUAACCUGGAAGCUCACUUCUCCAUUCCUGUCAUCACCACUCUAUUGGCUGAUAAUGGCCAUUUAAUAGCAGAGGGCAGCAGAGAAGUGUCUGGCUAUGUGUCUGUGGCUGGACACACAACACAAUGUCCUGAUCCAAGACCUCCAGAGAUCCAUGAUGAUGAUGAUGAUGAUGAUGAUGAUGAUGAUGAUGAUGAUGAUGAUGAUGAUGAUGAUGUCAUUGUGUAUAUUGAUCAUCCACCACCCUCUGCUUUCUGUUGGCCACAAAAUGGCUGUAUUGAGGGCCCUCAGCAAGAGAAAGAUGCAUCCGGGAAGAAGUAGCAGGUGAGAUGGGGUGUAAUUUUUCCUGGGCAGAACUUUAUGCCCCAUCUCUCCAUGCAGUAUCUUGUCCUUAAAGUAUUUAGGCAGUCAAUGGGUUGGAUUUAGCUUUAGGAGAUUAUUGCAUUACCUUUGCUCCUGACAUAGACACAGGAUGUAACUUUAAUCUUUAAGCGGAUCUUAUUGCAUUCACCUGUUGCCGGGCAGCAGGCAGCCCGUUUGCAACCUUGGCUUCUCCAGGCUUCUCUCGCUUCUUUUCAUGAAUGGGAUUUUCCUAUUCUUGAAAAACUAUGGCAGAAGCCCAGGUUGGAAAUGGUCUGCCUGCUGCCCAGCAACAGGUGAAUGUGAUACGAUCUGCUUUCUUAAAGUUACAUCCUGCAUCUAUCUUGGGAGCAAAGGGUAACACAAUAAUCUCCUAUGUGUCAUGUUUAGAGCAGACCCGCUGAAAUCAGUGGGACAAGUUUUGGUCUAGGUUGUAAAAGUUUUAAAGCGGGGGUGGUCAAAGUGCAGCCCUGGGUCCAAAAGUGGCAACUGAAGACAUUUUGUUACCUUUGUUGCAGAGACUGCAGCAUUAAAAAUGUGGGGGGUUUGGUAGUGAUUUUGAUUGCCACACAGUUGGUACAGAUUUCCAAUGUUUGCACUGACCAAAAAUGUAUGUUAAAAUGGUCUCAAGAUAGACUUAUGCCAUCACAGUUUACUAACAGGAUGCCAGAUAAGAAGUGGACAUUUAGAUACUUAUGACAUUCUUGGAGUCCAUUCAAUUCCUAGAGGAUCUCAGGUGCAGAACAUUGGUGUUUUGACCUGUCAAAGUUGCCCCUUUCCUGCUCUAAAAAUAUGCACACCUUGCCUUUAAACUUCCAAAGGAUCAGUAGCCAGAGACACUCACACAAGACAUGCCUUGUGCAGCUAAUGCUGCCUUAUUCUGAAUCAUUUACAGCAGGGAUGGAUACCCUGCAGGUCUCACUAUGAUUUCAAAAGUCCCCUGCUAGCAAUCAAUUGAAAGUUCUGGCAAAGCAGAAUCAAUACUUUCCUCAGCAGACCAAUGGAUGGGUGAGGGUGAGAGAGAAGCGGACAUUUAAAAAAAAGGGGGGGCGGGGCGGCGUGAAAUGAAAAUGGUGGUGACAGAAAGAGGGAGAGAAAACUGAUCUGUUGUAACCUUGCCCACCACUACCAGGUAGCCACUCACAGAUUAUACUCUUGUAGAAGUGCAGCCUUCAGCAAAAAUAAAUAAAUAAAUAAUAAUAAAAGGUUACCCACAGCUUCUCUACAGUUUUCAAGGGCAGCCCUAUGAAGAGUGGAUUAUACCACUCCAUUCUCAAAACAUUAUUAGGGCAUAUGCUACAGUAGGAACCAAAAUGUCCAAAGCAUUGGAAGCUGCUAAGUCAUGUUCCUGCUCACUGCUUCAAUUUUGCCACUACAAAAUGCACCCCCAAGAUAUAAUAAACCUGAUCUUUCUAGAGGCAAGAUGAGCUCCUUCAAGGUAGGUAUUUGUUCAGAACUAGAACAUCUUACCAUGACUAUCCAUCUGGCAAGUGAUCUUCCUCUGUUUCUACUGUCUUCUACCUUUCCUAGCUUUAUUGUCUUUUCUAAUGAUCCAUGCCUUCUCAUGAUGUGGCCAAAGUAUGACAGCCUCAGCUUGAUUAUCUUGGCCUUCAGGGAAAGUUUAGGCUUGAUCUGUUCUAGGACCCAUUUGUUUGUCUUUCUGGCCAUCCACAUUAUCCUUAGCUCUCUUCUCCAGCAUCACAUCUCAAAUGAGUUGAUUUUAUGUUUGUCCACUUUCUUCACUGUCUAGUUACCUAUAGAUGACUCCAAAUGUCAAGAUGAAUUUCUUCAGUAAUUUUAUACAGGCUUUGAAUGAAAUUGGACAGUAUGGAGCCACGAGAGGAUCCCUAGAAGAAAUGUCUAAAUAGAAACGUUUCUAACCUCCUGGUGACAAAAAUCACUAUUCUGCUAGGUUUCGUCUCAGAAAAAUUUCACAGUUGAUAACUCUGAGAGGUCUUGGUUGUCCUGUUGCAGGAUGGGAAGGCUCAGUAGCAAAAUGAGAUUAAGAUUAAGACCAAGGGCCAGAUAGGAGCUGCACCACAAGCAAACAAGGCAGACUGGGAGAAUCCAGAAGGAAUGCUGAAAGCAUUGCCAAAAAGUCCUUUCAGGAAUAACAUAAACCAGUUGAGGAUGAUCUUAAGCCAAAGCCAAACAACAAUAUGGGGUUUAAUCAGUUAAAUUCAAAGCAAGAGAUAAGAAGGGAGAUUCCGGUGUGUUUGUGUGUGUGAAAGUAAAUGCUCUUUUAGAGCUAGUCUAGUAAGUGCAUUAUGCCAAUUGCUGUGGUUUUUUGCACAUUUGCAUCAGUUGUUAAUUGUCUUCACUUUCCUGUGCAAAUUCGCAUCUAUUCCCAUUAAUUCGCCCUCCGACUGCUGAAAAUGAACAGCCCGCCAAACCCAUGUGAAUCAGACAGAUGGCCACAAGUCUGACAAUGUGGAUUUCCGCAGAUAAUCAGGUUACAAACAGCAAAGCCUUUUUCUGUGGAGUUCCCCCUCCCCAGCAAAAAGCCUGGACUCCUGCAAAUUGUAUGUGGCCAGAUCACAUUAUACUUGACUAGAAUUGAGAGUAUUUUAAUCAUGCAGACAAGCCUUAAAAUAAGCCAUUGGUAAAUCACUCACAACAAGGUUUCAAGGGUUAGCAAGCAGGAACUUGUUUCCAGUAGUUUUUCUUGCCCCAGCAGUGAGGGACAUGUUGCUGAAAAAUUGGGGGACCACUCAGUGCUCAAGCACUUACACCCAAAACUUCUCUGCUCCUGAUGACUCUUGAACAGGGGUAGGCAACCUUUUUGAGCCGGCGGCCGGGUUGCUGU
Messenger RNA from Sceloporus undulatus (fence lizard), 3634 nucleotides. RefSeq names its product protein PAM68, chloroplastic-like. Bases 373 to 789 code for a protein of 138 amino acids. Lineage: Eukaryota; Metazoa; Chordata; Lepidosauria; Squamata; Phrynosomatidae. The transcript is spliced from 4 exons. The record is from RefSeq and is a predicted model, not a curated record.